GAGUAUGUCACAUACGUGGCUCUGAGGUGUGUGGCACCCGAGUCGAGACCGAAAGUUAGUCGCGACUCUCAAGAUGUAUGUAUUAAAGCGUGAAAAGAAGGACGAAGAAGACGGGGGCAGUAAUCCGUUCAGCAACCUCGAGAAGACGUCAGUACUUCAAGAGGCACGCACAUUUAACGAGACUCCAGUUCACCCAAGGAAAUGUGCGGAGAUACUAACCAAGAUCCUCUACCUGUUGAAUCAGGGGGAAGUCCUUGGGACGAGGGAGGCCACGGAUGCCUUCUUCGCCAUGACCAAGCUGUUCCAGUGCCGUGACCCGGUGCUCCGGCGCCUGGUCUACCUGGGCAUCAAGGAGCUCUCCAAGGUUGCCGAGGACGUUAUCAUUGUGACCAGCAGUCUAACCAAGGACAUGACUGGAAAGGAGGACCUGUAUCGUGCUUCAGCGAUAAGGGCCCUUUGCAAGAUCACUGAUAGCAGUAUGCUUCAGGCCAUCGAGCGUUACAUGAAGCAGGCCAUUGUGGACAAGAACCAUGGGGUGUCUAGCGCUGCCUUAGUCUCAUCGCUGCACCUGAUGUUUGUCAGCCCGGACGUGGUGAAGCGGUGGGUGAACGAGGCGCAAGAAGCGGUCAACUCGGACAACAUCAUGGUUCAGUUCCACGCCCUGGGCCUCCUCUACCACAUUCGCAAGAGUGACCGAUUGGCAGUCUCCAAACUGGUCUCCAAGUAUGCACGGUCAGCUCUCAAGUCACCCUAUGCAGUCUGUAUGCUGAUCCGAAUUGCGAGCAAGCUGAUUGAAGAAGAUGGCGUUGGACCCGAAAGCCCCAUGUUUGCAUUUGUGGAAAGCUGCCUGCGGCACAAGAGCGAGAUGGUCAUCUACGAGGCAGCGCAUGCCAUCGUCAACCUGCGGUCCACCACCACGCGAGAGCUCACGCCGGCUGUGUCUGUGCUCCAGCUCUUUUGCAGCUCGCCCAAGCCCACGCUGCGUUUUGCAGCUGUCCGCACCCUGAACAAGGUGGCAAUGGCACACCCGGCAGCAGUGACGGCAUGUAAUCUCGACCUUGAGAAUCUGAUCACAGACGUGAACCGGUCCAUCGCAACACUGGCCAUCACGACGCUGCUCAAGACGGGCAGCGAGAGCAGCAUAGAGCGCCUCAUGAAGCAGAUCACCUCCUUCAUGUCGGACAUCUCGGACGAGUUCAAGAUUGUCGUCGUCCACGCCAUUCGGUCACUGUGCCAAAAGUUUCCCCGCAAGUUGCUGGUGCUGAUGACGUUCUUGGCGUCAAUGUUGCGCGAUGAGGGCGGCUUCGAGUACAAGAAGGCCAUUGUGGACACAGUCAUUCACAUCAUUGAGGACAACCCAGAGGCUAAGGAUGUUGGGCUGUCACACCUGUGUGAAUUCAUUGAGGACUGCGAGCACACAAGCCUGGCAGUGCGAAUCCUCUGCCUGCUUGGCCGCGAGGGACCCCAGGGAUCCACGCCGUCCCGCUACAUCCGCUUCAUGUACAACAGACUCAUCCUGGAGAACGCCCCGGUGCGUGCCGCUGCGGUGAGUGCCCUGGCGAAAUUUGGUGCGCACUGCGACGACCUGCUGCCUAACAUCCUGGUGUUGCUCGAGCGCUCGCUCCUUGACACUGACGACGAGGUGCGCGACCGGGCUGCCUACUUCCUUCAUGUUCUGAGGCAACGACAGAAGCCCCUGGGCACUCGCUACAUUCUCGACGGACUGCAGGUGUCUAUAGUAGGCCUUGAGAAGGCGUUGCAGCACUACGUUGCUGAGCCAGGUGAUGUUCCGUUCGACAUCAACAGUGUACCCAUCGCCACACAGCCCAUCGAGAAGAAGGCGCAAGCAUCUAUUGUGGCAGCUGGUACCUUUGGACAGGCUGUACCUAAGGGCAAACCGGACAAAGUGGCUGCAUCUAGACAAGAUCUGUAUGCAGAACAACUGGCCAACAUUCCCGAGCUUGUGGCUCUCGGCCUGGGCCCACUGUUCAAGUCCUCACCUGCCGUGAGCCUCACAGAGUCUGAAACUGAGUACGUCGUCAAGUGCAUCAAACACGUCUACAGCAGGCACAUUGUAUUACAGUUCGAUUGUACCAACACACUCAACGACCAGAUUUUAGAGCACGUGCGCGUAGCUGUGGAGCCAGCAGAAGGCUUCCAUGUUAUCGCAGAGGUGUCCUGUCCCAAGCUGGCUUACAAUGUUCCUGGGACGGCGUAUGUCUGCCUUGAAAUGGAGCUCGAAGACCCUCUCCUGGUCGCAGGAACAUUCAGCAACACGUUGAAGUAUCUGGUCAAGGACUGUGACCCCAACACUGGUGAACCUGAUGAUGACGAAGGUUACGAGGAUGAGUACGUGCUGGAAGACCUUGAGGUAACAGUGGCAGAUCAUGUACAGAAGGUUCUCAAGGCCAACUUUGCCGCCUCCUGGGAAGAGCUUGGCAAUGACAACCAAGUGGAGGAUACCUAUGCUCUCAGCACAAUGAAGACAUUGCAAGAUGCUGUGCAGCAGAUCAUCCAGUUCCUGGGCAUGCAAGUGUGCGAACGCUCGGACAAAGUGCCCGACGGCAAGAGCGCGCACACGCUACUCUUGGCUGGCGUCUAUCGGGGCGGCCAUGACGUCCUGGUGCGGGCACGGCUGGCAACCACAGGCAUUGCGCAAGGUGUCACCAUGAACCUCGCUGUGCGAAGCAAAGACCCUGAUGUCUGCCAGGUUAUCAUCUCCGCGGUUGGAUAGGCGAAAAGAAAAAGAGGAAAGGACUAGCGUUUAGACUUUUUUUUUUUCUCUCUCUCUUGCUUUCUCUGUGGCGCCUACGAAGGAUUCCACUCGGUGACCGUCGCACCUCUUGCUGCCGUUACAUUCGACGUGAGUGCAAAUUCAGCCAGAAGUGCGAAAAGGCUAUGCCUGCAAAAAAAGAAACCUGGCAUCUCUCGGAGCUGUGUGGAAGACUGGCUUUCUUGUAGAGAUUGUUUUACAUUCCUAAAUGCUUUCCGUUUCUGUCAUGCGUCGAGUGUGCAACAGUUUUUCUUUUUGCAGUAAUGUUUCUACAUUGCAGCAUUUUCGUGUUCCGUGCAUUUAUGAAAGAAUGUCUUGCCGAGAAACCUCCAGAGUAGUAGAUGGCAUGUAACGUCCCUGCAGCCAUCUUUGUAUUUAAAUUAGUGUACUUUCACUGAACAUUUAAGUUGCAAACCUGAAAUGAGCAUGCCGAAAUUUAUGCAGCUCUGUGCUGGCGUUAGUGGUUUAACAGCAUGGCAAUCGUGAUGGCAUCAAUACAAGCCAUCUGCGCACGUUUUUUUGGUAUGCUUUCUUUUCUUUUUCUUUUUUAACUUUAUGGCCCACAUAUGCUGAACAUUUCGUGAUCCUUUUAGCAAUGCACACUGUAGCAUAAAAAGCAAUUACAGAAAAGUUAAUUGCUAAAGUUACGGCGAUUGGCCGCUCAUGCCAUCACAUUUACUGUCCGUUCAGCUACAAGGGGUGCAAUACAGUCUAAGCAGCAAGGUGAGAGCCUGGUUCAUUUCCUUCCAGUUAAGUAAUUCGAUGCCAGUGCCUGCCGAUAAUUUUCAUGUUUGUUGUUCGAAAGCAGAAGCGAGGCUUUCCUGCAAGCGUAGCAUACUUUGAACAAGCACGAUUAACCAGAGCAGUACUGGCCUGGACUUCGUGCUCUUGCAACCCUAAGGAAACCUCAUUCCCCCCCCCCACCCCCUUUUUUUUUCUUGUCCUGGCUUGUUGAAAAUUGGCUGCCAAUAUGGUUGUGUGGCCAAUAAAUGUACAUAUAUAGGCUGACCUGGCUGCUGAACAGGGCUUUUCUCAUCUGUCGACGAGACGACAAUUUUUUUUUUCUUUGAAGAACUGUAAUGCCUGAAGUAAAACGAAGUUGUCAUAUA
This is a messenger RNA of Rhipicephalus microplus (southern cattle tick), 3882 nucleotides long. It is a transcript of the gene gammaCOP, whose product is annotated as coat protein (coatomer) gamma. The record is from RefSeq and is a predicted model, not a curated record. NCBI's taxonomy places the organism in Eukaryota, Metazoa, Arthropoda, Arachnida, Ixodida, Ixodidae. Gene Ontology annotation, molecular function: structural molecule activity. Gene Ontology annotation, cellular component: Golgi membrane; endoplasmic reticulum; endoplasmic reticulum-Golgi intermediate compartment. Gene Ontology annotation, biological process: protein secretion; intracellular protein transport; organelle transport along microtubule.